AGAUUCCUUGUUGUUCAUAUAAAUGCAAAAUACUAGGUCACUCUCACUCCUACAAUUCCCUGUGCUGGUUCUUUUGUCUGCUGAUGAAACUGAAUGGACUAAAGAGCAGAGGACAUUGCUGGGCUGAAAGCAGGGCGAUAACACUGGAUUAUAAAGCAAUAACUAAAGACUACAUCGUGGACACUAUCAGGAACUCGGAAGAAAUUUCUCUUCAAGUCUAAUGCUGCUUCAUCAAAAUGAAGGAUCGUCUGCAAGAGCUAUUGCAGAGGGCAAAAGACCUGGAAGAGGCCAAUGAAAGCAGAUCGCCCACAGAAGAACCUGAUGAGUUCCAGCAGGAAGCGGUCGUCUUUGAGCGAGAGCCAAUGUUCGAGUCCUACUUAAACGAAAUAAAAAAACUUCAAAACAACAUUAAGGACCUUUCCGACAACGUGACAAAGUUUGAGCAGCAGCAACAGAUACUGGUUUCCUCUAUGAGAAGAUUCAGCGUCCUGAAGAAAGAGAGCAAUGUGUCAAAGGACAUCAAGGUCCAAGCGGAGAACAUUAAAAAACGCCUGGACACCUUCUCUCAACAUGUUAAAAAAGCAGAAACAGAAACAGGACAGUGCUCCAGCCUUACCAGGAUACUGAGAAACCACCAUGCAAACCUAUUCCGAAACUUCCAAUGCACUAUGCUUCGAUAUAAUGAGGCAAUUACAACCAAGCAGAACAAAUGUAAAACCUUCAUUAUCCGGCAACUAGAGGUGGCUGGACAAGAGAUAGACGAGGAGAAAGUAAAUGCAAUGAUGGAACAGGGCAAGUGGGAGGUCUUCAAUGAGAACCUGCUCACCGAAUCAAACAUCACCAAAGUGCAGCUGUGCGAGAUUGAGCAGAGACACAAAGAGCUGAUUAAUUUAGAGCAACAGGUGAAGGACCUAACGGAUCUCUUUCUCCAGAUUUUUAUUUUAGUUGAGGAACAAGGGGAAAAUCUGAACAAUAUUGAAAUGGGGGUAAAGAAUACAGAGGACUACGUCCUAAAGACGAAUGAGAAGUUUAAGUUGGCCGUUAAAUACAAAAAGAAAAACCCAUGUAGGAUGUUAUGUUGCUGUUGUCCUUGUUGCUAAAAUAUUACCUUAUGUCUGCCGUGGUUAAUGCUUAUCAUGUUAUUUAAUUUUGUACUACAACAGAAUUACAGUAUUUGUGUUUAAAGUGAUAGCACUCCAAA
This is a messenger RNA of Pseudophryne corroboree (corroboree frog), 1201 nucleotides long. It is a transcript of the gene STX19, whose product is annotated as syntaxin 19. The record is from RefSeq and is a predicted model, not a curated record. Gene Ontology annotation, biological process: synaptic vesicle fusion to presynaptic active zone membrane; intracellular protein transport; exocytosis. Gene Ontology annotation, molecular function: SNAP receptor activity; SNARE binding. The transcript is spliced from 2 exons. Lineage: Eukaryota; Metazoa; Chordata; Amphibia; Anura; Myobatrachidae. Bases 237 to 1100 code for a protein of 287 amino acids. Gene Ontology annotation, cellular component: plasma membrane; SNARE complex; presynaptic active zone membrane.